Molecule: messenger RNA, 800 nt
Organism: Vitrella brassicaformis
Lineage: Eukaryota; Vitrellaceae
Source: the annotation of a GenBank genome assembly
GAAUUGGCGAAGGUCUCCACUCUCGCUCUCCGCACACUCUCGCUCUCGUCCCGUCGGUAAUCUCCACUGGCUCUGGUACUGCGUCAUUCCAUAUCAUGGAUGUGUGUGACCGACUGCUCCUUUGGAUGGUGUGCAUUGGGUUGCUUUCCUUCGUUCUCAUCCCCGCCGUGACCGAGAAUGCGACCCGCAUAGUCAAGGCCGCUGGUGCAGCUUUCAAGCCUCCGCCACCUCCUCGUGCUGCCAAGGAUGACGCCAAGGUCUGGGCUGUCAUCGAGCUGCUGACACGGACGAUGGAGAUCAUCGUGGCAAAGGAGAUGGAGGGGACGCCGGCCGCGGCUGAGCUGGCUGACAAGUUGUCCGUGGUGAGUCAUCUGGCGGAGGAGCACGGCAGCAAGGGUGGUGCUGCGGGUGGUGGUGAUGGCAAGCUCCGAGGAGGGCAUGGAGGCGCCGGGACAGCUGCUGAUGGGGAGCCACUGCCACGCACGACGACACUCAAGCCACUCAAGCCAUAGCUGGUUGCUGUGUGCGGGAGGGCUGGGACUGGUUUAUGGGUGUUGGUGUGUCUUUGUAUGAUACACACUGCACUGCCCUCACUGGAGACUGUGCGUUUUCUGUCGAUUUUGUGCGAGGAGCUUUGUUAUGUCGUCGGUUCGGUUCGGUGCGCUCUGAGUAGGUCUUCCUGGUCUGUCUGUUGGGGUGACAUCACGGUGAUGUGUGUGUGUGUGUGUGUGUUGUGUGGAGAGAUCAACCAACGAUUGGACAUGACAAUGACAAUGCAUUCAUUAAGCUCGAUGAUCGAA